AUGGCCACUGCACAAUUGCAGAGGACUUCCAUGAGUGCAUUGGUAUUUCCCAGUAAGAUAUCAACUGAGCAGCAGUCUUUGGUAUUAGUGAAGAGACUGUUAGCAGUUUCAGUAUCCUGCAUCACGUAUUUGAGAGGAAUAUUUCCCGAGUGUGCUUAUGGAACAAGAUAUCUAGAUGAUCUUUGUGUCAAAAUUCUGAGAGAAGAUAAAAAUUGUCCAGGAUCAACACAGUUAGUGAAGUGGAUGCUAGGAUGCUAUGAUGCUUUACAGAAAAAAUAUCUAAGGAUGGUCGUUCUAGCUGUAUACACCAAUCCAGAAGACCCUCAGACAAUUUCAGAAUGUUACCAGUUUAAGUUCAAGUACACAAAAAAUGGACCAAUCAUGGACUUUAUAAGUAAAAAUCAAAGUAAUGAAUCUAGCAUGUCAUCUGCCGAUACCAAGAAAGCAAGUAUUCUCCUCAUUCGCAAGAUUUAUAUUCUAAUGCAAAAUCUGGGACCUUUACCUAAUGAUGUUUGUUUGACCAUGAAACUUUUUUACUAUGAUGAAGUUACACCCCCAGACUACCAGCCUCCUGGUUUUAAGGAUGGUGAUUGUGAAGGAGUAAUAUUUGAAGGGGAGCCUAUGUACUUAAAUGUGGGAGAAGUACCAACACCUUUUCACACCUUCAAAGUAAAAGUGACCACUGAGAAAGAACGAAUGGAAAAUAUUGAUUCAGCUAUACUAUCACCAAAACAAUUGAAAACACCACUUCAAAAAAUCCUAAUGGACAAAGAUGAUUUAGAAGAUGACCAAGAACAUUACAUAAGUGAUGAUUUUGACUUUGAAACUAAAAUGGAAGAGCAGAAAAAAAAAACUGGAGUUUCUGAAGUUGGCGAACCAAAUUUGGUUUGUGAGGAAGAUGAAAUUAUGAGGUGUAAAGAAAGUCCAGAUCUUUCAAUUUCUCAUUCUCAGGUUGAGCAGUUAGUUAGUAAAACAUCUGAACUUGAUGUGUCUGAAAGCAAAACAAGAAGUGGAAAAGUCUUUCAGAAUAAAAUGGCAAAUGGAAAUCCACCAGUAAAAUCUUCUAAAGAAAAUCGGAAGAGAAGUCAACCUGAAUCUGGGAAAACAGUUCUCCAUCACUUUGAUUCUUCUAGUCAAGAGUCAGUGCCAAAAAGGAGGAAAUUUAGUGAACCAAAGGAACAUAUGUAA
This is a messenger RNA of Marmota flaviventris (yellow-bellied marmot), 1188 nucleotides long. It is a transcript of the gene Hormad1, whose product is annotated as HORMA domain containing 1. The record is from RefSeq and is a predicted model, not a curated record. NCBI's taxonomy places the organism in Eukaryota, Metazoa, Chordata, Mammalia, Rodentia, Sciuridae.